Messenger RNA from Podarcis lilfordi (Lilford's wall lizard), 1922 nucleotides. The record is from the annotation of a GenBank genome assembly. NCBI's taxonomy places the organism in Eukaryota, Metazoa, Chordata, Lepidosauria, Squamata, Lacertidae.
AUGUCCUGCAGGCCGGAGCUGCUCAAGCACCGGCUGCCCCACGCCGGUCAUUGCGAGCUGCUUGCCGGACCUGUGGAUGAGGGCUUUGCCCUCAGCAUGGAGCGCCCAUUGCUGACAGGUGAGUAGGUUGAGCAGGGGAGGAACCAUAAGCUGGAGUCUGAGGGCUGUGGGGAAUUGCUCCAGGUGCAGCAGGAAAGGAGAAUCUUUUCCCUGAAGGUCAUUGAGAAACUAGCAUUGGCAUGGAUUGUAGUUCUUCUAAGCAUUGCUCAUCAAACUGCUACAGCAUUGGGAAACACCAAAGUAUCAGCAAAUCAGAUACAUUUGAGAGUGGACAGAGCAAUCCCAUCUGAUGAUCCUCUGUGCUGGAGAGGGUUUUGAUGGGUGGAGGUGUCUGCCUGGAUGGUCUCUGCCAUUAACACAGGAAGCUUCCUUAUAUUGAGUCAGAUCAUUGGCUGUGUAGCUCGGGGUUGUCAUCAGCUCUCCAGAGUUUUAGAUGAGAUUCUCAGCCCUAUCUGGAGAUGCCUACAAAUUGAAAUUGGGACCUUGGGCAUGCAAAGCAAUGCUCUACCAUUGAGCUAUGGCUCCAGCCCCAUUUGUGAUGGCCUUGCCCCAACAGCAGCCGUGUGGGAGCUACCACUGGGGCAUUUCAUGGAGGGGGUGAGUAUAGGCCAGAGAAGCCUGCUAUCGUACGACAGCAACAGACCUGAUCCAGGCCUCUUUGCUGCUCCAGCUUGUGAAAAUGUAUUCUUCCAUACUCCCUUCCCAUCUUAAGAAGGAGGACUGUGAAAGCAGUGGUGGCUAUGCCACUCCAUCAAGGGUUAGCAUUGGCCCCCCCCCAAUGAACCUAUUAUUCCUCUUGAAUAUUAUCCUCUUGAUAUCCCUUACACAGUAUUCCAUUAUUUUUUAAAAAAGACUCAAGACUCACAAUUAUACUGGACAGCUUGAAAGCUAAAAGGUGAAUAGCUGUUUUACAACCAAUAAAAGGACUGGAGAAGGCUUCAAUUAGAGUCUUUUAAUUUCUUUUACACUUUCCUCCUACCCUUUCCCACAUGUGGCUUCUGAUUGCUCCAUAUUUUGACCCACUCCUUCCUGUGCUUAUUCUGAUGUGUGGCUGUCUCCAGAACAUCCCAUAUGUACCAACUGCCUAAUGUGCAAGAGCUCUUGGCUCCCAGUUUGUCCACUCUCAUGUGUAGAAGUUGAUGGGGUCAGCUUUCUAGCAGAGUCUUGUAGAUUCAUACUUUCCUGUCUACAGCUGACUUUCUUCCUGCUUGUUUGUAGGCGAUGGCUUCUCAGACUGGAUGACGGAGCGCACAGACCUGGCCACGCUCCUGAGUGUGUCAGGGGAGCCCUCGCCACUCUCACUGCCCUCCCCUCCUGCUCCGGACCUGGAGGCCAUGGCCUCACUGCUCAAGAAAGAGUUGGAGCAGAUGGAGGAUUAUUUCUUGGAGGAGUCACUCUCACCAGACCAGGUAGCACCCAGCACCCCUCCCUCUGAUGGGAACUUCCACUUCCCCUUUGGUGAUGGUUUUCAACCCCUCGACCACCACCCUGCACCUGCUCCCCUGCAGACCUUGGAUUCAAGCUGCUUAGAAUUGCUGGAGAUCUAUGGCGGAGAAGUGCCUGCUGAGCUCCCCCUGCAGGGCAGUGAUGUCCUUGCCCCAUUACAACGGUCAUCUGCCCUAGCACCCAAGGGGGACCGGCGCCAGAAGAAGCGAGACCAGAACAAGACAGCAGCCUUGCGGUACCGUCAGCGCAAGCGGGCUGAACAUGAGGCACUGGGGGAUGAGUGCCAGGCCCUGGAGGCACGCAAUCGUGAGCUGCGCGAGAAAGCAGAAUCCAUUGAGAGAGAAAUCCAGUAUGUAAAAGACCUUCUCAUUGAAGUCUACAAGGCACGAAGUCAGCGCCAGCGCACCUCCCCCUAA